Molecule: messenger RNA, 4167 nt
Organism: Pogona vitticeps (central bearded dragon)
Lineage: Eukaryota; Metazoa; Chordata; Lepidosauria; Squamata; Agamidae
Source: RefSeq, a predicted model, not a curated record
AGGAUGGUUUGUCAAUAUUAUCUUCGCUGGAAGGCAGGCGGAGUCCGCUGAUUGGCUCCGCUAGAGCCCGAGCCCCGCAGAUCUCUUCAUGGAUUGGAUAGGGGGUUUGUCUCUUUAAAAAAUUAAUAUACCAACUGUGGGAUUGUAGACUUCGGUUUUUAGAAGAGACUUUCGAGCACUCCUGAGCGUUGGAACUCCGGAGUAGUUUUUUCCCCCCCUCUCUUCUGUGGGUCUGCAAAUUUGUUAAGAACAGGGUGAGGCAAAGCUAGGAAGGAGUCUAUGAAAAUGGAGUGGAAUUCUUUGCUCAUGCUUUUGGAAGCCGCCGAGUACUUGGAAAGACGAGAGAGAGAAGCGGAGCACGGCUACGCUUCGGUCCUGCCUUUUGACAGCGACUACAGCAGCCGAAAAACAAAAUCACACAGAAUACACACAUUUUCUGUUUUCAAUAGGUCUUCACAUAAUGAGCUAGAAAAGCAUAGACGGGCUAAACUUCGGCUAUAUUUAGAAGAGUUAAAACAACUUGUUCCUCUGGGAGCAGAUAGUACUAGACAUACUACACUCAGCCUGCUGAAAAGAGCCAAGAUGCAUAUUAAGAAAUUGGAAGAACAGGACCGAAAAGCUCUAAAUGUUAAAGAACAGUUACAGCGAGAACAUCGGUACCUCAAGCGCAGAUUGGAACAGCUUUCCAUGCAGGGCCUAGAACGAAUUCGCACAGACAGCCUGGGAUCAACAAUUUCAACAGAUUCUGAGCAAGAGGUAGACAUUGAAGGAAUCGAAUUCACUCCGACAGAAAUGGACAGUAGUGGCAGUGCCAGUGAUGCUGAAGACAGUUUGCAAAGCAAUUCAAGUGACAAUGGCUAUACAUGUUCCUACAGAUUAAAUGCGAGACUUCUGUAGUGUUUUGACUGAACUACUCCACUCAGGAUCUUCUGACUAAAGCACUUAAAAAAAAGAAAUGAAUUCCAGAGAUGUUGACUGCAAUUCUUCCAGAAGGCUUCAGCCAUAAAACUCCAAAAGGAGGCCUCCUGCCCAGGGUUUCCUGAACUAUAAUUAGUGUAUUAAACUAUGAAUAAUGUUGUCUCCAAAAUCCCAUUGUGGUUUAAUGUUCCUAAGUCACAACUCUUAAUUGCUGUAGGGAAACUGUUUUUCUGUUAAAAUGUUAAGGGGGCAUAGCAGAGGACAACACACAGAGAUGGAGCUUGGCUUUUGCUUUUGGGUUUUUUGUCUCUUGCAAAUGGGAACAGCUAUUUCAAAAAGCAGCAGAUCCAUUUUCUGUCUGUGCACAUGUGGUUUGCUCUAACCUUCUUGGAUUUGGCCACAAUGAACUAAGGAAAGUAAUACACCUUUUAAAGUCCAUUUUCAUUUGUUUUAAGUGGUUAGUGGAGAUUGCUACAGUAGGCUUCUUUCAACAUUUUUGAAACAUACAGUACUAUAAAACGUGUAUACUCUUGGCAUUAACAUGUUUAUAGUUUUUCUUCAAAAGAAAGCGAAACUUUUUCUAAUGAUUUACCGUGCAAUGAUCCCAGCUUUCUAUUUUUAUUUUAGAGAAGUAGUCUUGUAAACUUGCAAAUGCAAAUAUGCUAUCCUAGUGUAGCCUCAGAUGCAUUGUAUGUCUUGAACUUUGAGAAAGUUGUGUCCUUCUUUGUGCUUUCAGCAGUUGUUACAUAUUAAAAGUUUUGAUUCUUCAGCUUUAAUACGCAGCCAAUCCCCAUAAAUGUCUUUUUUUAUAUAUUCAUUUAUACUUCCCAUUUUCUCAGUCGUUUUCAUGAUGAUUAUGGAAGACUCUUUUUGUCACAGGAAACUAGAAAGACCAUAAAGCGCAUUCAGACAAAAAAGGUAAGCCAGAUAGAUAGCUGAUGCACACAUAUUGUAAUGUUCUUUUGGCCUCAUUGAUGGAUGCAUCAUCUACAGUAUAGAUGAGGUUGUUAACCUCAGUUGAAGCCAACUAAGGUCUGAAGAGGUAAACAGUGAAACUAUUGGAUUGGGGCCCCAGUCCUAACCCCAUUGUUUUUAAUGUUUAUCCACCAUCCCUCCCAAAACUAACAAAUUGUUAGGUGGUGCCUUUUUAUCAUGGACUAGAUUAUGCAUUAAAUAGAUCAGCAUUUUUAUUGGACAUGUCAAAGCUUAUGUGACCCAGAGUUUAUUGGGAAGUAAACAAACAAAAUUGUUUGCUUAUAUAUUACAUUGCAUUCUAUUUAUAACUGCUGUACCAAGAUGCUGAAAUGGAACAUAUGGCUUCACAACACAGUAUUCAUAGUAAAUAGGUUUGUUUUACAUAUUGAAGUUGCAGUUCUUUACAAAUGUAGGGAAAAAACCCUGUAAGAUUUAUUUAGUAUUCAUGGGUCCUUUUAAGGAGAAAAACAGGGUAAAAAUAUUUUAAAUAAAUAAAUGAAGAUGUUGAAGGGUAAAAGCUAUUUACCCUGAUUGUAGCAAUACUGCGAAGCUGUGUUAAAUACAGUUUACAUUUAGUGAAAGCAUUAGCCACUUGGUUUGCUGAAAACUGAAAACGGACCAAUUUUUAACCUUACUACUUUAAAAGUCAUUUUAUAAAACAGUUGAAAAAAUGCUGAGUAUACUUUAUGCAAGUGCUAUAUUUCUUAGUAAUUGAAAAUGGACCGAUCUUUACAUUACUGCCUUAAAGGUCUUUUUAUAAAACAGUUGGGAAAAAGCUCAGAAUACUUUAUGCAAGUGUUGUAUUUCCUGUAAAUAGAUUUCCUACCAAAUAUCUUGCAUUAUAUAUAUUUUCCCUAAUACUUAGCAUUUACUUAUAUAGAGACAGGAAAUGUAUGGAUCCAGGCCAGAGUCUCAGGGACUCUUCACCUUAGUCAUGUUUGUGCCUUGAUAAUUAUUUGAUUUAUUCUUUCUGCUUUCCUUAUUUAAAACUCUUCUGCUAUUUCAGAAGCAUUCUGCUGGAAGAAUGCUGAGGUGGUGCCAUCUUGACACAAAUGAAAGGCUGAGAGGUGGUGCAUGGAUUGGCUUGGUGUCUUUAUUAAAAUCAGAGAGACCCAUGACUAAUUCAGUGUGUGAUAUUCAUGUGUGUAUCUUUUCUGCUGAUGGAGUUCUUGUUAGUUUAAAUUAGAGUAGGCAACAUUUGCCCUGUCCAGGUAGUCGUUGAAUUUCAGGAUAGUGGCAGUGGUUAAAAACACACAUUUUCACACUAAAACCAAUCGGGAGCAUGACUUUCCACUAAAAGUGCAUGCUCUCCAUGUACCUCAUUUUAGAGGAGAACCUGGAGUUUUCAGCAACUAAAAGUGGAAUUUUUGUGGGGUGUGGCUCACAGAAGGAUUCAGAGAGUAAAAUUGACCACCAGAUCCAUCCAGGUUGCCUUUGCCUGGUUUAAAUGGUGGGAUUCAAUCCAUGUGCAUGAAGGAGUAUUCACAAAGGAGAUUCCCAUUUAUUUUAAUGGGGAGCUGCUCCAGGCAGUAGGGCCUCUAAUGCUUGGAACAUAUUGUGACAUCAGAACAAUGCCUUCUGCGAAUAAAGUCCAAAGCACCCAUUAUCUUUUUAGCAUUCUUUUGCCUUUGGUGCUCACAGUACAGAAAAUAAAUGUUGAAUACACUUCUGGCAGCUGGCAGCCCUUGUUGGUUUCCUUUCCAGUGGCCUGGGAAUUGGCAACAAGGACACUGUACUUUAGAAUCUUAUUUCUGUAGUCAUCCUUCCUUUAGCUGUGAGUCGACUCCCAAGGUUGUAAACUCCAGCAGUGAAAUUGAAAUUAAUAAACCUCUGUUAUGCUCUUUUGUUAUGCUAUAUGCAUUGCAUAUUUCUCAAAUCCUUGUCAGGAAACAAAUAGCAAUGUAAGCAUUGUGUGUAGCUGAUAAGUACUGUAAUAUUAUAUUGUGAUUACAUAUAUUUUAAUUUCCAAAUCAUGAUUUUUUUCAGAAGUUUUACUUCAAGAAGUAUUAAUGACAGAAAAUGGUUACUUACAUUGUUUAUUUUACAAUAUAGUAAAUUUAUUCAUGCCUUGCAUAAUAUUUUCUUCGAUGAAAAGCAGCUCUUGCACACAGGCUUUCAAACAAAAACUCUGAGAGAAUGGAGAAGAGACUUCAUAACGAACAUUGGCCACUCUGGUGUCUUUAAAAAGAACAUGUACAACUUGAUGAAUUCUCCUGUGCUGGCUGCCAGGGGCUUUGUAGAUAUUUUAUAUUUUCAAUAAAGACUAUGCCAGUA